Messenger RNA from Papilio xuthus (Asian swallowtail), 1316 nucleotides. Its product is annotated as trypsin. The record is from RefSeq and is a predicted model, not a curated record. Gene Ontology annotation, molecular function: serine-type endopeptidase activity. NCBI's taxonomy places the organism in Eukaryota, Metazoa, Arthropoda, Insecta, Lepidoptera, Papilionidae. Bases 73 to 954 code for a protein of 293 amino acids. Gene Ontology annotation, biological process: proteolysis. The transcript is spliced from 5 exons.
GUUAGUUUAUUUUUAAUAUGUAUAGUUAUAGUGUACGGUAAAUAUCACAAACGCGAAGACCAUUUCGAUAGUAUGGAAAGUUCAUCGUUAGGAUCUGAAAGUACGGAAGUUUUUCCUGAGGGUCCGAAAGGAUUUUCUAAAAAAAAAGUCAGUACACAUGUAAAAAGUGUCAACGGAACUAGAAACAGAACUGCAAAAGAAAAGACCAAAAAAAGUGAAAAGGCAUACAAAGUGAGAAAUGGGUCGCAAAGGUAUCCGUUCUCAGUAUCCGUACAAAGAAAGGGAACCCAUUAUGCAACUGGGGCCCUGAUCGAUAAGAAAUGGGUACUGACUGUCGCAGGAGAAUUUUAUAAUGUGAGAGAAUCGAUAAAAUUCUUCAGAGUGCGACUGGGUACGGUUAAUUGCAAGAAAGGAGGUGUUUUACUACCAAUCAAGGGUGUAGAGAUCCAUCCAGCUUAUUCAUACAAGAAGCCAACGUAUGACGUCGCGUUACUCCGUUUAGCAGUUUCCGCUGAUUAUAGUGAGGCAUUGAAACCGAUUCCUUUAACUAGAAUCAAAGGAAAAGUGCUAAGCGCGAAAUUCCUGGCAACCUAUUGGCCUAGAUUAAUCGUCAGAGGGCAAGUGCUCCCGUCAUCAGCGCAAGAACGUGUCCAACCAAACAGUAUGAGGGUAUCGACGCAAAAGAUGAUACCAUGGAGCUGGUGCCAGAGUCUCAUGUCCACGCUAAACCAGACCCUGGAUGAGUCCAGUCUAUGUCUGGAUCCUAUCAUGUCACAUCAUAGUUUAUGCUUGCCUGACGCGGGGGCGCCAGUGACGGCUGACGAUGGCUUAUGGGGCAUCACAUCUGGUUGGACAUCAGACAAUUGCCUCGGCAACCCGAGCCCUACAAUCUUCACGCGUGUCUCCUCUCCCGUCGUGAGGGCUUGGCUCGACUCCCAAUUGACCAGCCUUUGAUACUGUAGUGGAAACUUCGAAAACAUUCUAUGGGCUUCAAUUCGAUUAAUGGUUUACAUUGUGCCAGUACAACAGGACUGGACCGCUAUAUCCAAUCCGAUAUAGUCCAUGCCAGGCCAGUUGUACUAUCAUAUUGUACUGGCAUAAUGUAAACCAAGCAAGCAAAGUUCGUCAAUUGUCAAAUAAUUCGAGUAAUUAUUAAAUCGAACUGUUAAUUGACUUUACUUGAAGAAAUACUGUGAUCACAAAGUACUUAGGACCGACCGAAUAAUAUAAUAAGAUACCAACAAGUACCAAUGUAAAAUACCUACAAAAAAAAUAGAUACUGCAGAUAAUAAAAUAUGAUACUAAAACAUAAAUUA